Iphiclides podalirius (scarce swallowtail) is the source of this 13254-nucleotide messenger RNA. The record is from the annotation of a GenBank genome assembly. NCBI's taxonomy places the organism in Eukaryota, Metazoa, Arthropoda, Insecta, Lepidoptera, Papilionidae.
AUGUCGAUGUACCGAUUCGUGAAAGAGGGCAGCAGCAAGCGGCUGUUCGUCCAGGGCACCCUAGAAGGCGACGAAUCCAAGCCCCUGAAGUCGAGCCUGAAGAAGACUCAGUCGCCAGUCGGCUCGCCCAUCACGACCAGUCUGAACCUGGCCUCUGUGCCCAGAAGCCUGCGCGAGGGCUUGACCAAGAGCGAGACGGUUUACGACGGCAAGUACCCGGGCAUGGAGCGCCCGUCCAGCCAGCGCUCCGGCUCCUACCGGGAGGAGUACAGCGGCAGGGUCUACCACGACGGCAACCAGACCCACUUCGAGUACGACGCCGGCCAGAGCGCGCUCGCUAUACCUCUCUCCGCCGGCGGCAGGGGGAUAUCGGAGCUGCAGGCGAUCCACACGAACAAGCGCAUGUCCACCGAGGUGCUGGGCUCCUCGCUGGAGUCCACCAAGAUCUCGAGGAAGGACGACAGCGGCCAGAGGCGGAUAACCACGAGGAUAGUGAGGAAGGUGACGACGCUCACCCGCGGCGAGGAGAGAGCCUCCACCGAGGACCUCACUAGGAGCGCGAGCGAGCACAGGACGUCCGAACAUUAUAGAACCGUAGAGAUGGAAAGGCAUCCCAGGAGAGUAAAGAUUUCGGAUAUCGUUGUGGGCCAAGAGGCGAACGUCACCGCCCGCGAGGCGCUGCUCAGCUGGGCCCGCCGCUCCACCGCGAAGUACCCCGGGGUGAGGGUCGCAGACUUCACCUCCUCCUGGCGCGACGGGCUGGCGUUCAACGCGCUCAUCCACAGGAACCGCCCCGACCUGAUAGACUGGCGUAAUAUCAGAUCGAGGCAGGUUCGCGAGCGCUUGGAAACUGCCUUCCAUGUGGUUGAGAAAGAGUAUGGAGUAACCAGAUUGUUAGACCCUGAGGAUGUCGACACCCACGAACCAGACGAGAAAUCCCUCAUCACGUACAUUUCAUCGCUGUACGAGACUUUCCCCGAGCCGCCGGCGGUUCAUCCCCUAUUCGACGCGGAGUCGCAGCGCCGGGCCGCCGCGUACACCGAGCAGGCGGCGCAGCACCGCGCCUGGUUGCACGAGAAAUGCUCCCUCAUGCAGGACCGUGCUUUCCCGUCAACUUUGAUCGAGAUGAAAAAGCUGCUCAGCGAGAGCACGCGCUUCCGCAACGAGGAGGUGCCGCUCCGCCAGAGGGAGAAGCAGAAACUCUUCCAUCAGUACCGCGAGUUGGAGAAAUACUUCGAGUCGGUGGGCGAGUGCGAAGUCGAGCCGACUCUUCGGCCCGAGGCACUAGAGCAAGCGUGGGCGCGACUGCUAAUGGCGCAGCAGGAGCGCGAGCGAGACCUCGCAGACGAGAUUAGGCGCCUGGAGCGGCUGCAGCGCUUGGCGGAAAAGCUACACAGGGACAUAAAGCAGACCGAGUCCGGGCUGGAGGCGGUGGAGCGGCGCAUCGAGGGCGAGGUGCGCCGCGUGGAGCGCGGCGUGCACCCCGCCGAGGCGAAGCAGGCGGCCGAGCAGAUCGAGCAGGAGCUGCGCGCGAUGGAGCACGCGCUGCAGGAGAUGGCGCACGACUGCCACGCACUGCGCGACGGCCGCUACCCGCAGGCCAACGAGCUGCACCGGAGGGUGCAGCAGCUGCACGAGCGCUGGCUGAGCGCGCGGCAGGCGUUCACGGGGCGGCUGGUGGCGCGGCUGCCGUCGGUGCGCAUGCCGGUGCAGCAGACCACCGUGCGACGGGAGACGCGCACCGUGCUGGAGACCAGGGUGCACGACGCGGACCCCUCCUUCCAGCAGCUGCACGCCGCCACCAAGUGGUGCAAGGAGCGCCUGAAAAAACUGCACGAAUCGGACUAUGGCUCCGACCUACCCACCGUGCAACAAGAGCUCGAUAAACACCAGAGGGAGCAUAAACAAAUCGACCAGUUCCACUCAAAGCAACUGAUGUCUUCCCUGGAGAAGAGAGAGUUACAGUUCAGCAAUGUGAUCGAUCGCGGAGAGGCCCUGAUAGCUCAACACCACCCAGCCACGAAAACUAUCGAAUCUCACCUUCAGGUGAUGCAAUCGCAAUGGGCGUGGGUUCUACAACUGACGUUAUGUCUGGAAACACAUCUGAAGCAUACAACUCAGUACCAUAACUUUUUCGAAGAGGUGAAGGAAGCCGAGAAAUGGAUUCAAAAGCGCGAGGAGGCGCUGAACUCGACGUUCUCCCAGUCGGAGUUCACGCUGGACCAGGGCGAGCGGCUGCUGCGGGGCAUGCAGGAGCUGCGCGAGGAGCUGAACGGGCAGGGGGCGCUGGUGGCGCGGCUGGUGGAGGACGCGCAGCUGGUGCGCCCCGUGCGCCUCAGGCGCGCGCCCGUCACCCGCCCGCUGCGCGCCGAGACCGUCUGCGCGUACAAGCACGCGAACGUGGCGGUGGAGAAGGGGUCCACGGUGAGCGUGGUGGACAACUCGGGGCGCGUGCGGUGGCGCGUGCGAGUGGGCGGGGCGGGCACCGAGACCGCGCUGCCGGCCGCCGUGCUGGCGCUGCCGCCGCCCUGCGCCGACGCGCUGCACGCCGCGGACGCCCUGCGCGCGGCCUACGACCGGGUGAUCCAGCUGUGGCAGAGGAAGCAGCUGCGCAUGCGCCAGAACAUGAUCUUCGCGACCAUCAAAGUGGUGAAAGGAUGGGACUUCCCCCAAUUCGUGGCGAUGGGCGCGGAGCAGCGGCAGGCGAUAAGGCGCGCCCUGAACGAGGACGCGGAGAAGCUGCUGGGCGAGGGCGACGCCGCCGACCCGCAGCUGCGGCGGCUGCGGCGGGAGAUCGACGACGUGAACCGCCUCUUCGACGAGUUCGAGCGGCGCGCGAGGGCCGAAGAGGAAUCCAAGAAUGCUGCUCGUAUCUUCACGGAGCAGUCCUCCAGCCUGCUGGAAAGGCUGGAGGUGCUGGAGAGGCAGCUGCACGAGCGCAUCGCGAGCCACAUUCCACGGGACCUGGACUCUCUGGAACAUCUGGUGCUCCAACAUAAAGACUGGGAGACCAGCCUGCACACACUGUCAAGCGAUGUAGAAGAAGUACAGAACACGUUUAGAGGCAUCGCCCUUAAGACCCCGGCUAUGAAGAAGAGCCUGGACAAGGUCAUGGGCAAAUGGAACGACAUGCAGUCCAAGAGCCAGCUGUUCGUCGAAAGGUUGAAGUUCGUCGAGAUCGUGGUGAACAGCAUGGAGGAGAACAAUCAGACGAUAUCGGAGUUCGAGAUAAAACUCGCCCAAUUCCAAGAGCUGCCGAAUGACGUGGAAUUGCUGAAGGACAUGCACGAGGACCUGCUGCGGAUGCAGGUGGCCGUGAGCAAGCAGCAGGCGCUGGUGGAGCAGAUGAACGACGAGGCGGAGAACUGCAGGCGUCUGGUGGAGACCUCGCGCUCUGGUCUUCCGCACGCCUCGCUGCCGCGCGGGCGCCACUCGGACCUGGAGCGGCUGGACAAGGAUCUCUCGCACCUUAACGCCCGCUGGAACGCGGUCUGCACCCAGCUGGCCGAGAGGCUGCGCAGCUGCGAGGCCGCGUACCAGAUGCUGCGGAACUACAGCGUGGGGCUGCAGCAGGAGACAGACUGGGUGGACGGCGCCUACAGCCGGCUGCAGGCGCAGCCGCCGCUCGACGCGCGCCCCAAGGAGCACCUGGAGACCACCAGGGCUCUACUUACUAGUGUCGUUGAGAGGACACCAAAGAUAGAGAAGGUGAAUGUAGACGGCGGAAGAUUCAUACGCGAGGCAAAGAUCCACGCGUCGCGGUGCCAGCGCUACGCGGAGUGGCUCUGCGAGGAGGUGCACCCCUCGCUGGACGCGCGCCAGCUGCGCCGAAGGGCGGAAGCGGAGCGCGGCGACAGGCUGCGCCGCCGCGGGCUGGCCGAGCCUGUCGCCGGCGCCGAACCUGUCGCCGGCGCCGAGAUUGUCGCCGGCCAGCUCGACGAGCUGAACGCGAAGCACCAGCGGCUACUCGACAUGCUGUACGAGCGGCUGAGGCGCAUCGCGGCCGCUAACCCCGGCGACAUCGUCACACUGCGGCUCGUUGAGGCGAUGGCGCCUCGGUCGGCUCGCUCGUUCCGCCAAGAGUUCAAUAUGCAAGACGUUGCCACCACGGAGCAUACUUACACUACCUACACUACAGAAAAAUAUGUGAGGACAUCACAUUCGACGGAAAUAGACGGUCAUGGUCAAGUCAAAUCGAUGGCCAAUGGAAAAUUAACAUCGCCUUCUUAUCCUGCAAAGACUGUAAACACAGACGAAGACAGACCCGAUGUUAGGAAACUCAAAAGAGUACACAAAAUGUAUGAGGGGCCUAACAUAAUCGAAUCUAGAGGAAGGCUCCUGUCUUCCCCUGAAACGAGACAAACCAUGACAAUCGAGCAAGCAGCAAAAGAAGGUCUAAUCGAUCCGAAACUUGCUGCAAGGUUAACAGGACCAUGCGGAAUGACCGAAGAUGGAAAUGAAGUGACUCUUUUAGAAGCUAUACAAAGAGAACUUUACGAUGCGGAGCAAGGGCUGACAGACCCAGCAGAAAAAAGAAUAAAGGUAACUGUUGAAGGUAUGCCUGACAAAUUGGAGAUUUCUGAGGUUGAACAACAAAGUGUUUUUGAUGACCAAUCAGCUUUAGAGCCAGUUCAAGUUAUACCCGGGGUUAUAUUUGAUCCUGCUACUGCUUUAGUUAUUUCAACAACGUCAGGAAUAUCUGAAACUAUUUUAGAAGCUAUAGACCGAGGUGUGGUUGCAUCAAACACUGUAAAAGUCUUAGAGCCACGUACACAAGAAAGAAUAUCUAUUAAAGAAGCCGUAGAACGUGGAAUAAUUGACAAAAGAACAGGGGAAUAUAAAGACAUUUCCGGUAAAAAGUUAACAUUGUCAGAAGCAACGAAAGUCGGUUUAGUGGCUGUACUUGGCGCUCCAUUAGUUGCAGCUUCAAAAGUUAUUCAAGUUGUUAAAAAUACUAUGAUAGCGGACCCCACAACAGGGGAAAAUAUCCCUAUGGAAGUAGCGUAUGAAAGAGGUCUUGUGGAUUAUGAAACGUAUAAAAAAUAUGAAGACUCACUUAGGGACAAGUCGCCGGAAAAAGCAUCGUCUUCAAGUUACGUUGAACACUUACCUACAAAUGAAGUUCAUGAAAGAGGAUUUGUAGAUCAAAAUGUGCAAGAAAAAACCGAAACUUCUUCUGUGACAACGACAUCUACAGUAUCGAAAGUCAUCAUAACAAAGAUAAUGGAUCCUAAAACUGGUGAACAACUCUCAAUAAAUGAUGCAUACGAGAGAGGAAUUGUUGAUCCUGCCACCUAUUCCAAAUAUCAAGAAAAAGUCAGAAACAUUUCACCAGAAGAUCCGUCUAAAUUUAAAGAUAAGGAGACCACCUUGGACGUUAACAAGAAAAUAUUUUCCAUAGGACCAAAUAAACCAAUGUCUGUUGGAGCUGCUGUAUCUGAGGGAUUUAUAACUGUAGAAUCCAUACAAAAUAGUUUAUUAGCUGAUACAGCCUUAAAAGGUUACCACUCAGAUAAAAAAAUAAACUCCCAUCCAACAGAAGUAAUACAUUUAGAUACAAGUAACACAGACGUUCCCAGUGUUACACCUAAAUAUAAUAUCAAUGUUUCCAAAGAGAGUAGAAGUGAAGUUGUUGAAUCCAAACCAGUUAUAUUAUCUAAAAUUAGAAAACGUGUAAUUACUCCUAUGGAAGCAAUUGAAAAAGGUUUAAUAGACGAAGACACAGCAAAGCUAUUAAAUUCAGUUAAGGAAUAUAAAGAUGAAAAAGGCAUGCCUAUUACUCUGAAAAAGGCAAUUGAUAUAAGACUUGUUGAUGGAGACGAAGGCAGUAUUUUAGAUCCUGUUCAUGGUGAUUCACUAUCAAUAAAAGAAGCAAUUAAACGAGGUAUUUUAGACGAAGAAUGUCAAGACGAGAUAUUAAUACCAAUCGCCAAGAGUUUAUCGAUAACAGACAUAAUGCAACAAGGAUUAUGGGAUCCGACUUGUGAAAAAAUAAUACAUCCUGAAAAUGGUACGCACUUAACCCUAAGAGAAGCCAUUAUUUGUGAUAUUGUUGACCCACUUACCUCGGUAACAUUAGGACCUGGUAAACGUAUAACACUUACAGAAGCUAUUGAAAGGAAUUUAAUUGACAGCGACAAAAACUUUGUUCGGUCUGAUACAGGUGUUUUAGAUCUCUUGACGGCCGUAAAUGCGAAUCUUUUCCCUCAGUCUGACGACAAAAUGUUAGAAAAUAUUCCACCAGCGGCGAUGACUCUUUCAGUAGCAAUCCAACGAGGCCUAAUAAAUUCAACAAAAGGUGACAUUAAACAUCCACUUACUGGUGAAGUUAUUUCUAUAGACGAAGCUGUGGACAAGAAUUUAUUGAUGGGAAUUCCGUACCCGCAAACAUCUGAUACUAUUCCCCUCAAGGAAGCGAUUGAUAAAGGCAUCGUUAAUCUGAUUAAUUCUACUUUCACUAACCCAGAAACGAACGAAGUAAUACCUUUAGAAAAAGCAAUGGAACAAGGUCUGUUGGCUAUAAAACGUGAUGUAGACAUAUCUGAUAGAUGUGGCGUUAUUACAACUGUAACUGAAACGUUUACCUCUCAACAUACUGUAACAACUAAAAUGGUUGAACUUCUUGCAGAUUAUAUAUUACUUAGCGCUAGCGAAGUACAGAAUACAAAGACUGGAGAAGUAAUAUCUAUUGAUGAGGCUCGAAUAAAGGGAAUAAUAAGAGAUGAGCAAGUAAAUAAAGAACUAUUCCUAACUAAUGAUUCGAAUAUAAGUUUCAAUGACGCCUUAAUGUUGGGAUAUAUAGACUUAGAAAAAGGUACAUUUACUGACCCCAAUACUGGAGAAGUCAUAUCUGUAACAGAGGCUGUAAAUAGUGGGAUUCUAAACACUGAAGUUUUAUCUGAAAUUGCACACAAAAAAAUUACAAAGGAUUUAGAAAUGCUUGAUUUAUCUCAAGCAUUUGACACCUUGUAUGAUGAAAAAACCCAAAAAUUCAGAGAUCCUAAAUCACCAAAUAAUGUAUUAACAUUCGAAGAAGCUUUAGAAAAUAAAGUCAUAAAUCCUGAUUCAGUAAUUUACAAACUUGGUUCUGAUAAACCAAUGACUUUGCAAGAAGCUGUUGAGACGGGUGUUUUGGAUAAAAAGAGUGGCAAAAUAAAGGAACCAGGUACAGGUAAAUCCCUAGAUGUUAAAAAAGCAGCAAAAUUAGGUUUAUUAGCUGUUGUCGCUGCACCUGUACUUGCUGGCAUGGCAGUGGUUCAAGGCGCUAAAGCUGUCACAAGUAAAGUCAUAACCCCUAAAGAAAAAGAAGUUAUAUCUGCAAAUCUUACUAACGUUGCAUCAGAUCAGACAGAACUUCAUAAAGAAACUAUUAUAAAUAAAAGUGAUGGAGUUAAAAUACCUCCGUCGAAUAAACAGGAAUCGAAUCUUUCAAAAAGUAAAAUUAAUGAACGUAAAGUUGAUGAUAAAUCAAGAUCUUUGGAAGCAUUACAGAAAUCGUCAUUAGAAGAUAUAUCUAAUAAAAUCGGGUCGGAAGUUGUCAGCAAGGAAAAAAUAAGAAACGAGGAGUCAGCUGCCCAGGGAAGUAGGCCUGAAAUUAAAGUUAAUGAAAGAAAUACAGAUUUAGUCGCAAAAGAAAAUAUUUUACUAUCUCAAGACAGAAAUGUACAGGAAGUCGAUAUAAAGCAUUCAAGUGAAUAUUCUGAUAAAGACCACAAUGAUUUAAAAGACAGUCAAGUGCCUUGUACUCAAGAUCAACGUGAAAAUCUUCACGGUGGAGAAGUUACUUUAAGUAAAUUUAUUGUUUCGUCUAAACCAACGGAAAUUACAAGGGAACACAGUAGCACAGUAGUUACUAAAAUUUCUAAUGUUACAACAAUAGAAACGAAUCAAAAUCAAUCUUCUUACAAAGUCACGGAAGAGAUACAUAUACCUUCUAAAUCUUCCUCUGAUCAACAAUUUGUUGAGUUACCAGAUCAAACUGAUAGAAUAGUCAGUGAUAUAACUGAAGAUGUAAUAGCAAGUCAAGAUAUUCCAACACAAGAAUUGAUUUCUGCCGAUAGUAAACAACAUAUGGAAUAUCCUAAGGGGAAAAAUUUAAAAUCCAAUGAUAAGAAAUUUGGAAAUCAAAAUUAUGAAGGAGAUAUAGUCCAGAAAAAUAAAUUUGAUCAAUCUCUUAAAAUAACAAGUCUUACACAUGAUCCUAAAACAAAUAUUAUAAUAUCUACAUCGUCCGAUAUAGUGGAUAUUCCGACUGCACUUCAAGAAGGGGCAAUUCCAGUAGAAUCUAUUAAAGUUGUAGAUCCAGUAACUGGCAAUGAAAUGUCAAUCAGACAUGCGCUAGACAGUGGUAUUGUUGAUGAAGAAACGAGUAAAUUAUUGACGACUAGCGCUAAGUCCGAAUCACAAAAAGAAUCUUAUAAUGAAGAAGAUCUUAAAACUAAACUUGGUCAAGCUGUUAAACUAGGACUAGUUGCGGUCGUAGGAGCGCCAAUAAUAGCGGCCUCCAAAAUGGUUGAUGUUGUUAAAAGUUCGCUCAAAGAAGAUGAAGAGAAGGUUUCUUUAGAAGUGACAAAAAAAGAAGGUUCACAUUUACCGGAUCAUUCUGCUGAAUACAAACAUGAACAAGUUGUUUACGUUCGCGAACCUCUCACGUUUGAGCAAGCAUUGGAAAAUGGUCAUCUCAACCUAAAUACCGCCCGAUUUACUGAUCCACAAUCUAAAGAAGUAUUAACUGUUAAAGACGCAGCCACAUUGGGCUACAUAGAUUCAGACACAGCGCUUAUAAAAGAUAAUCUGAAAAAGAGAUUGGUAAAAUUACCGGAAGCAUUCCGCAAAGGUUUGAUGGACGCCGAAAAGGGCAACAUAUUGGACACAGAAACUUCCAAACUCAAUACUUUGUCUGCGGCUAUUGAUAGUGGCCUCCUCAUGACUCCGAAGAAGAGCUUCAGCUUGAUUGAAACAUUGAAUUUUGGUAUUUACAAUCCAACCACGGGAGCGUUAAAUGACCCAUUCAUAACAACGAGUGUAAUCGAUAGGAAGAGACUAACAUUGGGCGAGGCGAUCCAACAGGGAAUUGUAGAUCCGUCAAGUACUGUUGUAAAAGAACCAGAAACAGGAAAGAUAUUGCCAUUGACUCAAGCUGUUGAGCAACAACUUAUUAAUCCUCUCGAAGGCAGGCUGAUAAUUGAUCCGAAGAAAGGCAUUAGCCUCGAUUUAGUCAAGGCGCUAAAGAAGGGUUACUUGCUGCCAGCAGAAACAAGGCAAGCGGUUGAGGAGAAAUACAGGCUAUGCGAUGAUACGCUAUCGAAGCUUCUGGAAUGGAUCGCCGAUGUCGAGGGGAAGCUGGCGAACCAGGAGCCGGUGAAGGAGAGCAUGGACGAGCUCCGAAACCAAAUUAACCUUCUGAAGAUGAUAAAGGACGACCUGGAGGGCCAUCAACGCCAGGUCUCGGCCUGCGCCGAUCAGGCCAAACAGCUUCUUGUUUCCGGAGGCGAUGUUCUGGCGCCCCAUGAGGUGGCAGCCCUUGAACGCGGGGUGCGUCAGCUGAAACAGAGAUACGACAGGUGCACGGAGAGAUGUGACAAGAUGCUGCGAAGACUCACCGCCGCCAGGGACGAACUUGGAAAAUUCACGAGCGAGCUGAGCGCAUUCGAGAGCUGGAUGGAGGGCGCGUACCGAAGCCUGGAAGACAAGGAGGCGGCGCUCUCCAACCUGGACAAUCUGCCCGCGCACAGCGAGGAAGUGAGGGAGUUCGUCUCCGACGUGAUCGCCCACCAGGCGGACCUCAGGUUCAUCACGAUGUCCGCCCAGAAGUUCAUAGACGAGAGCAAGGAGUUCCGCGCGCGCGGCGACGGCGUGCGCGACGCGGCCGGCUCCGCGCGGCGCCGCCACUCCGAGCUGGCGGCGCGCGCGCAGCGGCUGCUCGAGCGGCUGCGCGCCGCGCACGCAGCGCUGCAGCGCCACCGCAACACGCUGCAGCGGGCGCAGCGCUGGAUGCAGGAGCUGGAGCCCCAAGUGCGCAGCGCCCUGGACGAGGCGGUAGGGGGAGAUCCCAGGGCAGUAGAAGAGCAGCUGCAGAGAAUCAAGGCCCUGCAGAACGAGAUCCUGGCCCAGGGGCGGCUGAUCGACAACGCCAAGGAGGCGUGCGAGCAGCUGCUGAACAGCCUGGAGGGCAGCGUGACGCCGUCGGAGAUCCGGCAGCUGGAGGCGCCGGUGGCGGAGCUGGCGGGGCGCUACCACCAGCUGGGCGAGGCGGUGGCGGCCAGGUGCUCGGCGCUGGAGGCGGCGCUGCUGCAGUGCCAGGGGCUGCAGGACGCCGUCGAGGCGCAGGCCGCGUGGCUGGCGCAGGCCGAGGACGCCUUCAAGGCACAGCAGACGGGCGCGUCGCUGCUGCGCGAGCGGCUCGACGAGCAAGUGCGCGAGCAGCGCGCGGCCCUAGCGGCCGCGGAGGCGCGCCGCGCCGCGCUCGCCGCGCUGCUUGAUGCCGCGCGCCAGGCGGCCCGCGCGCCCUCCAACGCGCGACUGGCGCGCAAGUUGGAACAACGCGCGGACGACAUCUACGCGAGAUACGAGAAGCUGGUCGAGCGGCUGGUGAAGCGGGGGCAGUUCCUGGAGGAGGUGGGCGUAGAGCUGGGCCGCUUCUCGCAGCAGGCCGCCCGCCUGGAGGCGGCGCAUGCCCAACUGCUGGAGAUCCCCGACUCCCGGCUGCACGAGCAAGCCGCCGCCAGGGACAAGCAGAUGCCGCUGCUCGAGGAGUGCGUGCGUACGGGCAAACAGCUGCUCGCCAAGAAGGACGUCACCGACACGCACGUCGUGCGUGACAGGAUCAAGGCCCUGGAGAGCCUGUGGCGCGACUUCAACACCUCGCUGGAGGAGAAGCAGAAGCUGAGCAAGCAACGCGCCGACCAGCUCAGCCAGUACGAGUCGCUCAGGACCCAGGUGGUGGAGUGGCUGCAGAGCAUGGAGGAGCGCGUGUGCCGGCUGCAGCCCGUGGCCGUGGAGCCGGACGCGCUGAGGGCGCAGCACGACGAGCUGCGGCCGUUCGCCAAGGAGCACCGCGACAUGGCCUCCGCCAUAGACAAGGUGAACGAGGCCGGGGCGAUUUACGAAAAUCUGACGAGAGGCGACCGGGCAGACAGCCCGCACAGAAAGAGACAGAUAUACAGCCCGACUAAGAGGCAAACACCCACCCGUUCGCUGGACGCCCGAUCCCCAUCGCCGGGUAAGGGGCACCUGGUGAGUCCAGGGUCCCACUCCGCUUCCAGCGGCUUCUCGUCGCGACGCUCCAGCCAGGACGGAUUCCAUCUGGAAGACCUGUCUCCAGUCCAACAGCAGCUGUCCGAUAUCAACAACCGCUACGGCCUGCUGGGCAGUAAGCUGUCGGACCGCCAAGCGGAAAUAGACUCUAUCAGGGAGGAAAUAAAGAAGCAUCUUGACAACUUGCGCACACUCAACAACUUCCUAGACAAGGUUCAAAGACAAAUGCCCAAGGAGUCCAUUCCCAAUACGAAGGAAGAAGCCGACAAGACGAUCAAACAAGCACGCGCAGUGCUCGAAGAGAUGUACGAGAAGCAGAGCCUGCUAGAUUCCACCAAGACUCAGGUCCGUGAGCUUCUGAAGCGCAAGCAGGGAGUGCAAGGGGCCGAUCGUCUGCACGACGAGAUGGAGGACAUCGCCUCCCGCUGGAAGUCGCUCCACGAUGCCUUCAAAGACAAGAUCCGCCUAAUGGAGGAGAUGAAGGACUUCCACGACACCAGCACCAACCUGUCCCAGUGGCUGAGCGCCAAAGAGCGAAUGAUGGCAGCCCUGGGCCCCAUCUCUUCGGACUCCAGGAUGGUGCAAACACAAGUGCAGCAAGUGCAGGUGCUGCGCGAGGAGUUCCGCGGGCAGCAGCCGCAGCUGAGCCACCUGCAGGAGGUGGGCGCCGCGGCGCUGCAGCGGCUGCGCCACGACUCGCCCGAUGCUCAAGCGCUGCAGGCGCACGUGCGCCGCCUCACCGACCACUGGGACGCGCUGCUCGCACAACUGGAGCGGCGCGCCGAGAGCCUGGGCGCGGCGGCCGACACGUGCCGCGAGCUGGACGCGGGCCUGGCGCGGCUGCGGGGCGCGCUGCAGGCCAUCGCCGAGCGCCUGGACGCCGCGCCGCAACACCCCGCCGACGAGCGGCUGCGCUGCGUGCAGAACCUGGAGAGGCAGCUGGAGGGGCAGCGGCCGCUGCUGGCGGACCUGGAGGCGGCUGGCGAAGCGCUGGGCGCCGUGCUGGGAGAGUCUUCGGCGCGCCAGGACGUCGCUAGCAAGUUGGCCGGCGCGGUGCGCCACUUCGACGCGCUGCAACGGCGCCUCGACAUGGCUAAAGCUGAAGCGGAGGCCGCCCUCAGGGACGGCCGCAACCUGGAGGAGAGCGUGGCCAAGACCCUGGGCUGGCUGCAGACGGAGCUGGCGGCGUUGCCGGCCAGGCUGCAGGUGUCCGCCGCCAAGGCGCGGCUGCAGCAGCAGCUGGAGCGACACGAGCCGCUCUACAGGGACCUCACGAGGCGGGAGCAUGAGAUCAUCAUGCUGCUCGACAAAGGCCGCGAGAUGGAGAAGAAACCUUCGCACCAAGGCUUGCGCAAGGACCUGGACAGGAUCCAGACACAAUGGGACAAACUCAAGCGGGAGACGGUGGACAGAUACAACCGUCUGCAAACCGCUAUGGAACACUGCCGCAAGUACGGCAAAGCUCAGGAAUCCUUCCUGCCGUGGCUGGCGGAGGCCGAGGAGCGUCUGGAGAAGCUGCCACCGGCCGCCUUCACCAAGAAGGAGGUGGAGAAGCAGCUGCGCGAGCUGCAGCAGAUCAGGAACGACAUCUGGAAGAGGUCCGGAGAGUUCGAAAACAACAAGACCCUCGGCGAAACGUUCAUCUCGUCGUGCGACGUGGACCAGGAAGUUGUCAGGAAACAGAUAGACGGCAUGAAGGAGACAUGGGACAAGAUAAACAACCACGUGCUGCAGCAGGCGGAGUUCCUGGAGGGCGUGGCGCGGCUGCUGGCCGAGUGGGGCGAGCGCGUGCGCGCCGUCGAGGCGCCGCUGGCGCGCUGCGAGGAGCGGCUCGCCGCGCUCCAAGCGCAGCCCACGCAGCCCGCGCGCCGCGCGCUCGACGCCGCCGCGCGCCUCGCCGACCAGCUGCACGCGCUCCAAGCGCCGCUGCAGGUGACCCUCCUCCCCUCCCCCCGCUCCCUCCGCACCGCCUCGUUCUGCGCCCCUCGUAAAGCAUGG